Messenger RNA from Tribolium castaneum (red flour beetle), 2132 nucleotides. RefSeq names its product protein brambleberry. Bases 280 to 1944 code for a protein of 554 amino acids. The transcript has 5 exons. Lineage: Eukaryota; Metazoa; Arthropoda; Insecta; Coleoptera; Tenebrionidae. The record is from RefSeq and is a predicted model, not a curated record.
AAACUGCAAGUCUCGCCCGUAGAUGGCGCGUUGAUUGUUUGAAAAAAUAGUGGUCUAUAAAUGUUUAGUUUAAAUAAAUAUACACUGUCCUAGUUUUAAAUUUAGCCUAAGUUAUUAGGAAGGGAUGUCAGCACAUGGAAAAAAAAAGAAUCAACGGUUAUUAUUGACAGUUGACACCUGUCAACAAUGAAUUUAAAAUCAGUGAUAAAAAGCUAAAUUUCGCCAAAUACAAUCACUUUCCGUUAAGUUUUCCAAAUCCCUAGUCAUUAUUUAUUCACCAUGAAGUUCCCCAGUUGUACUAGUUUUAUUUUAGUGUUAAUUUUACUUUUCUUCAAAACUUGGCAAGUUCAGACAGGUUUCACCGAUUAUGUAAAAACAAUAGGAAGUUAUUUUACGUUCACCGAACCCGAAAGUGAUUCUGUCGGUGAAUUCGUCCAACGAAUUCCCUACGAAGUGUCCACAGUCGAUGAAAAAUUCAUAUCAGAGGCAGCCAAGCUCACAGGUGUAGCUUUAUCAGAGCUAGAUUCAUGCCAGCAAAGAGUGGUACUGAAGCUACGCUCUGAUUGCGAUAAGAUGAACGACGAGCAGCUGGCUAAAAUGGCAGUACAUCUCCUAAACUGCCAAUCGUACGUUGAAGGGCGCCCUAUUUUUCCUUGCACCGAUGACAUGAGCAUCCGCGACUGCACCGGAAGCAUGGACUCGGACACGUGGACGAGCUACCACCUCAUGAGUAACCGUGCAAGAGCCGUCUGCUACACCAUCAGACAAAUGCAGUUCCGCGGAAUGGCAGAACACUCCAUAAACAGACUCAUGGACACGGCCCGAGACCAACUCAAAACCCUCGGGAAAAUCGCGGAAAAUCAGCAAGAUCUGCACGACAUUGCUGAACAAACGCUCAGUUCGUUAGCGCAAGGUCACGAGAUUUUGACCAAUCAGCAGCGAGAUAUCCAAAGAGCCCAGUUCCACGGCCAGCUGGUCUUGGAAGAUAAUAUCCGCAAGCUAUCACAAGAGAAAGAGUUGAUCGUUGAUACUCACAACCAAUUGGUGCAAAUGACGCACAAGAUACAGCGCCGGUUGGAAGAUUCAAGCAAGAAUCUUGAAAAACAAAGAGGCGAGACCCGCCAAAACCACGAGGAGUUGCUAGACGAUCUUGUCAAGAUUCAAGAUAAGGCACACGCCAUUUUUGAACGAAUCGAGGAGUCUUCGCGACUACUCUUCGAACAGAACCAAAAUUUUAAAACCCAGUACGAGGAAACUCUCAGAAAUCUAGCCGAAGUCAACCGAACAGUCCACAAUUUAGUCACGUUAGUGGGGGGCACCCGCCAGGCGUUAGAGGAACGUCUGAUGUGGCUGACCACAGCCCUGGGGGGCACCGAUCUGGCCGUGGAGCGCCUUUAUCUCAUCAUAUGGCAUGCCGCUUUUAUCCUAAUCUCAAUGCUGACUUGUGCUUUUCUCUCCGCACGCCUCACCACAAGAUUAAUAGUCGCGACUUUGCCCCCCGUCAAUCUGGGCCUUGCCCUGUGGGGCAGCCCCAAUCAGUUGGGCCCCUUGACCCUUCUAGCCACAAUUUUAAGCCUAGUUUUGGGUCAUGUUGUCAUGUUUUGGGCUCUAGCGCUCAAGGUGAACGUUCGGGGGCGCCUCCCGUGGCGCAAGGAGCCGCAGAAAAAGCCGGAGCAAGUCCCCGAGUUUGAUUUAAGUACAAAUUUAGAAUCGGAAGAGUUGGAUGAUUUUAAUUUGAAUAGUUUGGGGUCACCGACGCCCCCACAUUCCAGGAGCGGCUUUUACCGCCCCAGGUCUCGGAGUAACACUCCUUUGGUUUUAAAUGGGAGUGCUAGGGGCGUUUGUCACGCCAAAACAAGGGUUGGCACGCCUUGUAAGUUGGCGAGUCUGCCGGGGCGGGAUUUUUGCUACCGCCACCAAACCGGGGAUUCCGUCAUGGGCUAAUCCCAAAAUGUGAUAAUUUCAUUUCUGAUCGUCUACUUUUAAGCCUGAUUUAUUCAAUAUUAUUUAAUUAAUUGUAGUGUACAACAAGUAAUUCUAGUCUAGAGUAGGACUGAUUUAUCGUUUUAUUUGUUUUAUUUUUUUAAUUUCCAAGAGACAGAAGGAAAUAAAUUAUUCUACCAGUCACGUGA